This is a messenger RNA of Aspergillus pseudotamarii, 1356 nucleotides long. Its product is annotated as alpha-amylase. Bases 1 to 1356 code for a protein of 451 amino acids. Gene Ontology annotation, molecular function: alpha-amylase activity; calcium ion binding. Lineage: Eukaryota; Fungi; Ascomycota; Eurotiomycetes; Eurotiales; Aspergillaceae. Gene Ontology annotation, biological process: carbohydrate catabolic process. The transcript has 11 exons. The record is from RefSeq and is a predicted model, not a curated record.
AUGCAAACACCACAGGCUGGCUCAACUGCAGUUUCUUAUGUUAAGCGAAGAACGGAUGGGUCAACUACUGCUUCUUGCAAUACUGAGGAUCGGAAAUACUGUGGUGGUACAUGGCAGGGUAUCAUCGACAAGCUGGACUAUAUCCAAGGAAUGGGCUUCACAGCCAUCUGGAUCACACCUGUUACGGGCCGGCUUCCUCAGCACACUGCAUACGGAGACGCCUACCAUGGCUACUGGCAGCAGGAUAUAUACGCUCUGAACAGGAACUACGGUACAGCAGAUGACUUGAAAGCUCUUGCUUCGGCUCUCCAUGAUCGGGGGAUGUAUCUAGUGGUCGAUGUCGUUGUCAACCAUAUGGGUUACGAUGGAGCCGGCGACUCAGUCAACUACAGUGUGUUCAAACCAUUCAACACCAAGGACUACUUCCACAACUUCUGUUUUAUCCAGAACUUUGACGACCAGACCCAGUCUGAGAACUGCUGGCUGGGAGAUAACAGAGUUUCCCUUCCUGACCUGGACACAACCCGCGAAGACGUCAAGGGUCUCUGGUACGAUUGGGUGGAGGCCUUGGUAUCUAACUACUCCAUUGAUGGCCUCCGCGUCGACACUGUCAAACAUGUCCAGAAAGAUUUCUGGCGUGGCUACAACCAAGCUGCAGGUGUAUACUGCAUUGGAGAAUGCUACUACCCCCUUCUCAACGCCUUUAAGUCAACAUCCGGGAGUAUAAGCAACCUCUAUAACAUGAUAAACACAGUCAAAUCCACUUGUCCCGAUUCAACACUACUAGGAACAUUCGUCGAGAACCAUGACAAUCCGCGAUUCGCAUCAUACACAAACGACAUGUCACUAGCCAAGAACGUAGCAGCAUUUAUUAUCCUCGCAGACGGACUUCCCAUCAUCUACGCGGGCCAGGAACAGCACUAUGCGGGUGGAAACGACCCCGCCAAUCGCGACGCAACCUGGUUCUCGGGCUACUCGACGACCAGCAAGAUAUACAAGCUGAUUGCUUCUUUGAAUGCGAUCCGGCGUCAUGCGAUUAAUACCGAUAGUGGUUAUUUGUCUUACAAGAACUGGCCUGUUUAUCAGGACGCUUCGACUAUUGCUAUGCGCAAGGGUACCGAUGGCUCGCAGAUCAUUACUGUCUUGUCUAACCAGGGCUCGUCGGGUGGUUCGUACACGCUCUCUUUGACUGGAACGGGAUACACGGCUGGAGAGCAACUGCAUGAGAUAAUUAAUUGUUCAACGGUGACGGUGGGAUCUGACGGCAAGGUACUUCUUCCUAUGGAGAAGGGACUACCAAGGGUACUGUAUCCAUCUGCAAAGUUGAAUGGAAGUAAGGUUUGCAGCAGUUCUUAG